UACAUGCAGCACAAACGGAGACAGAGAUUUUUAUUUCAAGUGUCUAUCAUCACUACUUGACAGAAGAUCACUCUUAGUGUGUUCAUAAACUCUCAAAGCUUCAGAUUCUGUUUUUUACUGACACAGUUGAAGAAAAUGUUUCACACUUAUAUGAUCGGUUUGUUCAUGUGCUGUCUUAUCGAUGUGUUUGGUGAUGGAGAUGAAGUGAAGUCAGUGAUAGUGAUGGAGGGAGAUUCUGUCACUCUACACACACAUAUUACUGACAAACACAGAAUAGAUGGACUAGAAUGGAGAUUUGGAUCUCAAGAGGAUUUUAUAGUUCGUUAUCUCAGAGAUAGAUUUUUAAGAAAUGGUUUUCUUGAUGAUAGUUUAAUAUACAGACUGCGUGGGGAUGAUCAGACUGGAUCUCUCACCAUCACAGACAUCACAACUGAAGACUCUGGACUAUGGACCUUGAUCAUCAGUGACGGGAUAUUUGGGGAUGGUAAAAUUAAAGAGACGCUGUACAGAUUCAAUGUGACUGUAUUUGCUCGUGUGCCCGUUCCUGUCAUCACCAGAGACCCUUCAGUGUGUUUAAAAUGUGUGUUGUUGUGUUCAGUGAUGAAUGUGACACAUGUGAGUCUCUCCUGGUACAAAGGAAAGAGUUUAUUGUCCAGCAUCAGUGUGUCUGAUCUCAACAUCAGACUCUCUUUACCUCUGGAGGUGGAUCAUCACGAUACAAACACAUACAGAUGUGUGCUGAACCAUCCCAACACAAACCAAACACAACAUCUCAACGUCACUCAACACUGUUACAAGUUUUCAGACUGUCUCAGCCCAGCUUAUGCUCCUGAAGCUGUGAUCCGAUUGGUCGUUUCUGCUUUGGUGGGAGUGGCCGCUGUAGCUGCUUCUAUUGUUCUGAUUUAUGACAUCAGAUCCAGAAGAGCUGAACAGAAGAGAACGUCACAGAUCACAUCCACACUUCAUCUAGAGAUCCAGAGUUUAUAACUUUGACUUCAUGGCUGCAGUGAGAUUUAUUCAUCAAAUGAUUUAGUGGUUUGUCUGAAAUCUUCCUAAGGUCCCUCUAGCGCUUGCUUUUAAUCAUUUUUUCAUACUUUGUCUGUUUUAUUAAUUAUAAACAUGUACAGCCGGUAAAACAGCUCUCUUUACAUUUAAGUUUGCACCUAUACAAUAAACAUAUGAUUAAGAGACAUAUACAACUAAAACUUUGUUAUAUAAAUUCCUUUAUAAUGUUUCCUGUAAGAACGCUGUUUAAAAAUAAAAAUAUAAUGUAAAUGUG
This is a messenger RNA of Triplophysa dalaica, 1279 nucleotides long. RefSeq lists its product as uncharacterized. Lineage: Eukaryota; Metazoa; Chordata; Actinopteri; Cypriniformes; Nemacheilidae. The transcript has 4 exons. Bases 136 to 987 code for a protein of 283 amino acids. The record is from RefSeq and is a predicted model, not a curated record.